AUGGUUCCCGGAAAUCACUCAACAUCCCGCCCGUUAGCAACGAUGGGGAGCUACUUUAAUCAAAGCGUCCAAUGCCAGAAUUUAUCGGUGCUUGUUCCAACCAAAGAAAAUGCCUUCAACCCUUGCUUCUUGGCUGCAUUUUUAAUAGCGUUUUCCUCAGUGUUCUUUGUCCUCGGAUCAUGGCAAUUACUUGUCACGAAAAGAAAGCAAACCUAUGGUAAGCUAUUCAGUAUCAGGAGUGAAGGGUUCACACAUUUCCUCAGAAUUUCCUUGGUAGCUACCCAGGCGGUGUUGAACUUAGUGUUAUUCGAUGAUAUUCUUUCCAGCGAUAAUGGGGUGUUCAGCUGGACAUCCAUCAGUUAUUUCCUUACUUUCGUGUUGUUAGCAGCGGUGUUAUUGCCUCUUCACAUUACUGAAGUCCACAAAUCCAUUUGGCAGCUCGGUACCCCAUUGGUUUACUGGAUUCUCACUCCGUUUAUCUUGUGUGGUUAUGUCUACCAAACCAAUUAUACCAAUUACGCGUUGUCGAGCAGCACCACCUUUAAGGUCGCGGAGUUUGCCACUUUUAUCAAUUCCAUCUUUAUUUUCAUCCUUGAAGUUUUCUUAUGGAAGAGAGUCCAUGAGUACACCUAUCAUUUGAAACUCAACCAAGUCAAUGUUGACUCUCUUUACAAUACCAACAUCAUUGGAAGAAUUUCUUUCAGCAACCUCAACCCGCUAAUCUCUAAAGUUUAUAAGGAAGGCACUCUCGAAUUUGAUGACUUGCCAGAAGUAGGUGAGAAUUUCACUGCCGAAAAGUGUAGUGCCAUUCUCAAGAAGCACUGGAAAGAUGAAAUGGCCAAGGAAAAAGCUGAUGUGAGUCUCAUUAAACCACUUCUUAGAGCUUUUGGUGCCCAAGUGCUUGGUUGUGCUGUUUUGCAAAUCUUGCAAAUUCUUGCCAGCUUCGUUCAACCACAAUUACUUAGAGUGCUCAUGUCAUUUUUUCUUACUGCUGAUAACUCCGAACCUCAAGUGUUGCAUGGAAUUCUUCUUUGUGUGGGGAUGUUCAUCACUUCCCUCGUGAUCGUUAUGUUGUACAAUGAAUAUAUCAACCAAAUGCUCAAUAUUGGUUUCAAGAUUCGUUUGUCAUUGACAGUCUUGGUUUACGAAAAGGCUUUUAAACUAUCCACAAAGGCCAGAGCAAACAAAACCGUCGGUGAUAUCGUCAAUUUGAUUUCUGUUGAUACUUCAAAAGUCGAAUACUUGAUAAAGAGAUCGCAAACAUUUGUUUCCGCUCCUUUACAAUUCAUUCUCUGUAUUUUCUCUCUAUACUUCCUUCUUGGGUUGUCAUCGUUUUCCGGUUUGGUGAUCAUUGCUGUAGCUCUUCCAGUUAACUUAGUCGCGAUCAAGAAGAUGGAAGCACUUUACGAUGUUAAUAUGAAGUUCAAGGAUAAGAGAACCAAAUUGGUCAGCGAACUAUUAUCAUCCAUUAAAUCCAUCAAGUUAUAUUCCUGGGAAAAGCCGAUGAAAGAACGUGUUACUAAUGUUAGAAACAAUGAGGAGCUAGCAACAAUGAAAAAAAUUGAUGUCUUUGAUGCUAUCAUUUCUUUCUCUUGGUCGUGUGUUCCAUACUUUGUCUCUUGUGCAACGUUUGCUUUUUUUGGUUUCUUUGGUGAUAUCAAAUUGACUUCUGAUUUGAUCUUCCCAAGUUUGGCAUUAUUUGAAUUAUUGGGUGAUCCUUUAUUCGAAUUUCCUGAUAUGAUCUCCUGUGUUAUGGAAACCAAGGUUUCUAUUGCCAGAUUGUUGAAGUUCUUAACCGAUGAAGAAUUGGAUAGCUCUCUCAUUGCCGAGUUACAAGCCAUUAAACUCAAGGGUGAGGUUUCUGUGGAGAUUAAGAAUGCCACAUUUUUGAGAUCCGAUGCCAAGAAGAUUCAAGCCACCACUGCUAACGAUCCCAACUCUACUGGUACCCCAACCGAUGAAGAAGCUUGCGUCGAGUCCACUGGUUCUCAAAUUGCCCUUUCCAAUAUCGACUUCGCCGCCAAGAAGGGUGAACUUACUUGUAUUGUUGGCAGUGUCGGGUCUGGUAAAACCACUUUCUUACAAUCUAUUCUCGGCCAUUAUCCAGUAGUUGCUGCUGAUGAAAAACAUGGCUCUCCAAGUGUUAACGUUCGUGGGGUAGUCGCUUACUGUCCUCAACAGCCUUGGAUCAUGAACUCAUCCAUCAAGAAAAACAUCCUCUUUGGUCACAAAUACGAUCCUGAAUUCUUUGAAAAGACCAUUGAAGCCUGUGAAUUGAAAUCUGAUUUUGAAAUCUUGCCUGAUGGUGAAGAAACCCAGGUUGGUGAAAAAGGUAUCUCUUUAUCUGGCGGUCAGAAGGCCCGUAUUUCUUUGGCCAGAGCGGUAUAUGCAAGAGCUGAUAUUUAUUUGCUUGAUGAUGUUCUUAGUGCUGUUGAUGCGCAUGUUAGCAAAAACAUCAUUGAAAGAGUGUUGUGUAAAACUGGUAUUUUGAGCUCAAAGACUUUGGUUUUAUCCACCAACAACAUUCAUGUUCUUGAAGAAGCGGACAGUAUCUAUGUGUUGGAUCACGGGAAGAUUGAUGAACAAGGUACUUAUGAUGAGUUGAUUAAUGAUAAAGGUGAAUUUGCCAAAUUAAUUGAAGAGUUUGGUAAGGCAGACACUACCAAGGAGGAUUCUGAAAGCGCUACAAAGGAAGAAAGCAUUGAUAAUGUCGCUGAAGAUAAAAAUGAAGCUAUUGAAGUCACUGAAGAUAGUGAUUCUGCUGUUGCUGAUGAUGAUGAUGAUUUUGAGGAAAGAACUGAAUUAGCGCGUAUUACAACCAAUGGAACCUUAAGAAGAGCUUCUGUUUCUAGUUUCAACCACAAGUUUUCUCCUAAUGAUAACGAGAAAUCUGGAAAAAGGAUCACUGGCCAAUCUAAGGAAGUUUCCCAAAAAGGCAAAGUCAGUUGGCUGACCUAUAAACGUUAUGCUAGGGCCGCAAAAUACCGUAAUGUUAUUAUUACUGUCACUGCAGUCAUCAUGACCGGUGUCUCUGACUUUUUAAGUAAACUUUGGUUGAAGCAUUGGGCUGAUGUGAAUGACAAUGAUGACUCCAGUACUAGCACAGUCUUCUUGGUCACUGUCUAUACCAUUUUGGGGUUGUUUUCUGGUUUGGCUAUAUUCUCUGUAAGUCUUUCCUUUUCCUAUUUCUCUGCCAUUAGUGCUUCGAAAGCUAUACAUGAAGAAUUAGUCACUUCUAUUUUGAAAUCUCCAAUGUCCUUCUUCGAGACUACUCCAACUGGUAGAGUCUUGAACAGAUUUUCUGAAGAUAUUAGCAAAAUCGAUCAAAGAUUCCCUCGUUCUCUCAACUUUUUCUCUGUUACCGUUGUUAAGACCGCAUACUUAUUUGGUUUGAUCAUCUACACUUUGCCAAGUACUAUCAUUUUUGUGAUACUCUUAUCCUUUGUUUUCUCGUACACCCAAACAUACUACAUUGCUGCCUCUAGACAAACUAAGAGAUUUGCUAGUAUCACCAGAAGUCCAGUGUACUCUCAUAUCCAUGAAACAUUGAUAGGUGUUGAUACUAUCAGAGCCUUUGACCAAGAGAACAGAUUCAAGUACAUUAAUGGCGCUAAUUUAGAUCAUGGUUUGUCAGGUACUAUGUCGCAGAUCUGGAUGAAUAGAUGGUUGAAUUUCAGAUUGAAAGCUAUUGGGGCGGUCUUUCUCUUAAUUGUCACUCUAUCUUGUGUGUGUACUCUCAAAAGUAGUGCUCCAUUGGCUGCUGGUACUGUUGGGUUGUUGAGUACUUUUGCGAUGGAGAUCUAUGGUCAUUUGAAUUUGCUCGUUAGAACAUCCAUCGAUGUGGAAACUGACGCUGUUGCUGUGGAAAGAGUGUUUGAAUACUGUGAUUUGCAAAGUGAAAAACCGUAUGUGAUUGAGAAUUCCAGACCUCCAAUCCAAUGGCCUAUGAAAGGUGGAAUCAAGUUUGAAAACUAUACCACCAAGUAUAAUGCUGAUGCAAAUCCUGUUUUGAAGAAUGUUUCUUUCGAAGUCAAACCUCAAGAAAAGAUUGGUAUUGUCGGAAGAACCGGUGCUGGUAAGAGUACUUUGACUUUGGCGUUGUUUAGAAUCAUCGAGGCCACUGGUGGAUCCAUCGUCAUUGAUGAUGUGGAUACUUCCAAGAUUGGUAUGUACGAUUUGAGAAGUAAGUUGAACAUUAUCCCUCAAGAUUCCCAGGCUUUUGAAGGUACGGUGAGACAGAACUUGGACCCAUUUUCCAAAUGCAAGGACGAAGAAUUGUGGAAGGCUUUGGAAAUGGCACAUUUGAAGGACCAUGUCAUGUCAAUGAAGGAUGAGGAGAAGAACAAGGAUGACCACGAGCAAGAAGAUGCUUCUGAAUCCGAAGCUGGUACCCAAGAAGGUGCGGGUGAAGGUCUUUAUGCUAAAGUUAAUGAAGGUGGUUCCAAUUUAUCUGCUGGUCAGAAACAGUUACUUUGUUUGGCUAGAGCUCUAUUGAACCCAUCAAGAAUUUUGAUUUUGGAUGAAGCAACCGCCGCCGUUGAUGUCAAGACCGAUAAGAUUGUUCAAGAAACCAUUAGAAAAGAGUUUAGUGACAGAACGAUUUUGACUAUCGCUCAUAGAAUUGAUACCAUCAUGGACAAUGAUAAGAUUUUGGUUUUGGACAGAGGUGAAGUCAAAGAGUUUGAUAGCCCUGCCAACUUGCUCAAGGACAAGGAUACUAUUUUCUACAGUCUUUGUGAAAGAGGUGGGUACCUUAAGAAGUAA
Molecule: messenger RNA, 4764 nt
Organism: Saccharomycopsis crataegensis
Lineage: Eukaryota; Fungi; Ascomycota; Saccharomycetes; Ascoideales; Saccharomycopsidaceae
Exons: 1
Coding region: 1-4764 (1587 amino acids)
Biological process (GO): transmembrane transport
Cellular component (GO): membrane
Molecular function (GO): ATP hydrolysis activity; ATP binding; ABC-type transporter activity
Source: RefSeq, a predicted model, not a curated record